Messenger RNA from Mercurialis annua (annual mercury), 1404 nucleotides. Its product is annotated as 60S ribosomal protein L2, mitochondrial-like. Bases 199 to 1140 code for a protein of 313 amino acids. Gene Ontology annotation, cellular component: ribosome. The transcript has 3 exons. The record is from RefSeq and is a predicted model, not a curated record. Gene Ontology annotation, molecular function: structural constituent of ribosome; RNA binding. Gene Ontology annotation, biological process: cytoplasmic translation. Lineage: Eukaryota; Viridiplantae; Streptophyta; Magnoliopsida; Malpighiales; Euphorbiaceae.
AAUUCAAAAAAGAAAAGAAAAAUGCACUAAAAACCCAAUCUCCAAGCCCUAAUCAAGAAAACCAGUGUCAAAGCGUUGUUUGUAGAGCUGAAAUGCAAGUUUAAGUGAAGACUAUAUUUACAGAGGAAGUGUCUCGUUUAAUUUCUAUCAUUUCAAUUUUGCUUGUGUUUGUUGUAAGAGCUCUAGGGCUUUGCAGAAAUGGCUGCAGCAAUGAUGGCAGGCAAUGCAGAGGCUGCUGUUUCAAAUGCUGCCAAGCUUGGAUCUCAGGCUUGGCAGUCUUUCAAGGCAAAAUCACCAGCAGUGGGAAAGGAAGCUGCUAUUGGAAUCAGGGGAAGUACUAGAAAAGUCAAGGAGGUAAGUGGAGCCCCUAAACAAUUGACUUCACAUGUAGGAAAGACUGCUGGUAGGAAUUCUGCAGGGCGUAUUACAAUUUUUCACCGAGGAGGUGGUGUAAAGCGAUUGUAUCGAAGAAUUGAUAUGAAGCGAAGCACACCGGCUAUGGGUGUUAUAGAAAGGAUAGAGUAUGACCCAAACCGUUCCUCUCGGAUUGCUCUGGUACGUUGGGUUGAGGGUGCACACCAACAGUUCCAAAAGAAAAGCAGGGCAGUUGAGCAGGAGUUUGUUCCACCAUGCAAGAACCCUGAACCUAUUUCAACCACCACUCGUGGCCUGUUUUCCCUGGCUUCCCUGUCUAGGGUAGUGGAUCAAACAAAGGCAACUAGCUCCCCUGGACGAACAGGAACUUAUGCAGUGGUUGGCCUUCAAAAUGCAAUGACUUCUGAGUCGAGGAGUCUUACCACUAUUCAUGCUGCAGGAAGCAAAAAGACUUGCGUAAGGGAUGUGUUCAUGUCCGCCUUUUCCUCUUCCAGGAUCAAAAAAGGAACUCGCCAUCUUUCCCCUGCCGAUUCUCUUAAUCUUCCGAGGAUAGCAGUGGCUGGGGCAAAACCAGCUUUUUUUGCUCCACAAAUAAGAGAUCAAAAUGACGGAAAGAGCGCAUUCUCUCUGAGUGAGAUUGAAAAGUGGAACCCUAAGAGCAAGGUGUGGGAUAAUAGGGGUAAACGUAAAGCAGCAGUGCCGUGGCACUGGCAGAGUUUUAGGUGGCAAGGUGCUUUGGGUUCUAUUAGCGGGUCUUCAUUUUAAUACCAGACUUUGAUCCGUUCUGCAACUGUAAUGGUGUUGGUUUAGCAGUAAUAUCUUUUAAAAAGCUCGCUCUCGACAAUAAUACUGAACAACUUGGUCGGAUAGGUUCUCUUUUUCUAGUGUCGGAUUAGAAAAUCUCCUGUUUGUUUUUAGAUUGUGAAGUGCAAACUUGCCUGCCUGACUCGAGUUUUUGGAUGUCAAGCUGACAUGACAAUUUUGAUUGUAUGCCACAGGUUUCAAUUUUUGCUCUUCAUUCUGAUUCAA